GCAAGAAGCUCCUAUGAGAAAAGCGGAGCGUGACUCAGGCUCUUAGCCGCUUCCCUUCCAGCCUCGCCGCUCUCCUACCACGUGACCCACAGUCCGUCUCCGCCAUUUUGUUUGGCGGUCUCUCCAUCCCUCCUCCCAUCCCUGCUUUGGGGCGCUUGCGUCGUGCGCGCAUGCGCAGGCACUGAGACGUUGGGGCUGGGGGAGGUCGGUACUGUGGAGGCGGCGAAUGCGGCCUCCGCCGCUAUCUUCGCCAUGUUCCGCCCCAGCAGCAGCCGCUCCAGCCUGUCGUCCUCCAGCCGGUCCAAGGAGAGCAGCAGCUCGGGCUCUCGGAGUUCCCGUUCGGGCGCCUCGACUCGAGGCCGCAGCCCGCGCCGCUCGCGCUCGCCCUCUCCCCGGGGCCGCCGCCGCCGCUCGCCGUCCAGCAGCCGCUCCUCUCGCCGCUCGCCCUCCCCGCGCCGCACGAGUAGGGUGCGCUCCCCGUCCGGGGGCAGCCGGACCCGCCGCGGGUCCGAGCAGCGGGACGGCAGCCUGAGCCGGAGACGCUCUCCGAGCCGGCGUUCACGCUCUCCGAGCCGGCGUUCACGCUCUCCAGGCCGGCACUCUCCAAGUCGACACUCUGAAUCUUCAGUGGAACAGAGUUUACGGAUCACAGUUGGCAAUGACCACUAUGGCAUUGACACUCCAGAGCGAAGGAGACUAUCUGAUAGACUUGGCUCACCAGUUGAUAGCUCAAGUGAUGGAGAUAGGGAUGACUUGGCUGAAGGCCCAAUAUUUAGCAGAGGCCUUUCACGUCCUCAAAGCCUUGAGCGAUACUCUUCUCAUGAGCACAGCCCUCCUAGUCCUUUCAGUACGAGACAUGAUGAGGACUAUCGCAGUAGGGAUGUCUUUCUUCACCAGUCAAACUAUAGCACGAACUACGAACAUCUACAGGAUAUAUCAAGAGAACCUGACAGGGAUGGUGAACUACUUAGGAAGUCCUCAUAUCAAUCAGAGGAGAGAGGCCGAGAGCCAAAGCGCCCUCGAUAUGACAGAGAGGACAGAAUGCUUGCUGUGAACAUAGAGCAUCAAAGUUUCUUGCCAGGAACACGAAAUUAUCGUAAAAGAAGCCUUAGUAGAAGCCCAAGCCCAACAUAUCUAGAUGAAGACUUCAGAGAGCUUGAAAGUGCUAGGAGAAAAAGAGAAGAGGAGGAGCUGAGCAGAAAUUCUAGUCGAGAUCUUCCUGACAGUGACUAUGUGAUCCCUGGCUUGACUAACCCUGUGCAGUCCUCUGAACCACGUUACCUUUAUAGACCUGAUGAAGCACCAGCUAUGCCCAAAAAAUCAAUCCUGAAGAAACGAGUGGAUGAUUCCUCUGUGCAGCCUGAAGUGUUUUCUAGCAGUUCUGCCUCUGUCAAAGAACUCCCUCUUCAUUCACAUCCUCUUCCUUUGCCCCAGCGUAGCAGCGCUGCUCCUUUUUCAUCUGAAGUGGAAAAUUUCCUCAAACGUUUCAACAAAAACGCUGUUGCAGAGUCUACAAACAAGGACUCUCAAGCCAGUCUUCAUGAUUGGAGACCAUUUUCUGGCAUACAGCAAAACACUCUCCCCUCUGAACAGAACUUUGGGAGUUUUUUGAGACAAAAGGAUUAUCAGGAGUCUGCCACAGGGUCUGCAGACCGGCAGAAUGACUUUCUACUUCCUCAUGAAAGAGCCAGUCAGGAUGGGAGUGGCUUUUCUCGCAUUCUGGGAAUGAUGGCAGACUCUACCAGUGCUCAAGAGAAGAGAAGGCGCAGCUUUCCUGAUAUAGAGGAUGAAGAGAAAUUUCUUUAUGGUGAUGAUGAGGAUGACUCUAACAUCAACUUACCUUCUACUGAAAAGCUAACAAUGAGUGGUAAAGAACCUGAAAGCCAGAAAUCAAGUUCUCCAUCUUCUCCUACUCAGUCUGUAAAACCAGACCCUUUGGAAGAAUCCAGGCCAGAGUAUGAGAAGAUCCAUGAUUUGCUCAAAACUAUUGGUCUUGACAUUGGGGUGGCCGAAAUUGGCAAGCUUGCUGCUCGAACACAGGAACGACUCCAUGGAAAAAAACCAUCACGUUCUCCUGAUCGUCGUUCAGUGGUUUCUCGUAAACUCGACUCUGGGGAGAUGCGCCGCAGUCGAAGCAAUACUCGUUCUCCAGAGUCAAACCAGAAGCGCUCUUUGUCACCCUCUGGUUCUUUUCUUCCAUCCAAAGAGCUAUCCUCCACUUCAGAAUUGGAACACUCUAAAUGCAAAACACUGGGGCACAGUAAUUCUGGCAGCACACCAGAGCGGUCUGUUCCCCCAGUAUCUCUAAUCCCAUCAGCACCACCUUCUCUUCCUAAUUUACCUCCUACUCCCACCCCAGUUCCCCAGUAUUCAGUAUCACGCUUUUCUCCAUUCACUGCAACUCAGCUACCCCAAAACUAUCCAACUCCCACAAUGGCCCCUCCUGGCUAUGAUGCUUAUGGUCAUUAUAUGGCAUAUGCAGCAUCUGGCUGGCCCAUGUAUGCUCCUCCUCGGCAGUCUGAUCCUGCAAUUCCAGAUGUACAUGGGCUUGUCUCACUGUCAGUGCCGUCAAAUCCUACACGUCCCAACCUCAGAGUUAUUGAGACUGUUUCCACAGGCAAGGGGAUUCCUGAAAUCAAGAGAGAUGAGUCUGUGCUUGUACAGAUCCCCACCACUCCUACUUACUCCAAAUUGCUCCCUCAUUUCUCUCAGUCUUCUCUUAGAGGUACCACAGAGAGAAUGUCUGAUGAAAAAAAUAGGGCUUCUCAGAAGCAAAAGGUAAUAGAGGAAAGAGAGAAACUGAAGAUGGAACAAGAAGCACGACAGAAGAAAUUGCACUACCUGAGGACAGAGUUGGAUAGACUUUCUAAACAGCAAGGGGAGAUGUUGCGGAAGAAACGUAGGGAAAAGGAUGGUCAUAAAGACCCCCUGCUAGUGGAAGUAAAUCGACUACAAGAGAACAUUGUGAAGGAGAUUACUCAGCUGCAAAUAGAGACUGAAACAGCAGAGAAGAAACAGUCUGAGCUUGACAAGGUUGCUCAGAUCCUGGGGAUUAAUGUAUUUGAGAAAUCCCGGAAGCCAUCUGCAGAAAGUAAAGAUUCCACAGAAAAAAACAAGUCAGAGAAUGCCAAAAGUCAGGAGAAAACUUCCAGCUCAAACAAGGAAUCAAAACCAAGUAAUGACAAGCCCAGGGGUAGGAGUCCCAAGCCUACAGAAUCAUGUUUACAGCUAUCCAAACAGCAUUUCCAGUCGGGCAAUAUUUAUGACUAUUACGACACAGGAAACCAUUGGUGCAAGGAUUGUAAUACCAUCUGUGGGACUAUGUUUGAUUUCUUCACACACAUGCAUAAUAAGAAGCAUAGGCAGACCCUGGACCCAUACAAUAGACCAUGGGCUUCAAAGACUCAAUCUGAAUCAAAGCAGGAUCCUAUGAAACGCAUUGACAAAAUACCUCUUCCUGCGAAAGGUUCUGAAUUUCUAAUCCCAGUCACCGGCUAUUACUGCCAGCUAUGCCAUGAAUUUUUUGGUGAUCAGAUAUCUGCAGAACAACAUGUGAAAAGUCAUCCACAUAAUGAAAAAUACAAGAAACAUGUGGAUGAGAAUCCACUCUAUGAAGAAAGGAGGAACCUGGACCGUCAAGCAGGACUGUCUGUGAUUCAAGAAACAGAACGUAGACUGAAACGGAAACAGUGUGAAAAACCGAAAGAAGACAGAGAUGAAAAUAAUGCAAAAGUCGCAAGAAAAGAGGAAUCAAAGCCUACCAAAGAAUUAGGAGAAGAGAGUAAUGAAAAUGAGAUUAGUCAAAGGAAAGAAGAUUCUAAUGGCCAGAAAUUUGGGAUAAAGCUUAAACUGAAGAAAGAUGACAAAGAGGUUGAGAAGAAGGAAGGAAAGAAAGAGGAAUCCCAAAAGGAGUCAAGACAGUCAUCUUUUGGAAAGUUCAGCUGGAGGAAAACUGAGAAAGAUGAUAAAAAUCAAUGCAAAGAUGUACCUUCCCCUAAGGAAGAGUGUAUGGAGGAAGGCAAAGAUAAAGAUAAAGAAAGCAAGUCUCAUUCUGGAAAGUCAAAUUCAAAGCCUAUUGCAAUUAAGUUGUCUGGGAAAACUGUUAUACCACACACGAGCCCAUGGACACCAGUUGUUUCAGCUUCAUCACAAGCAAAAAUCAGGCCAAAUUUACCAGUCCCUGUCAUGGUUCUAAGGAAGUCUACAACUACAACAGUAAGCAAGCCAGCACCAUUAAACACAUUCUUGUCUAUAAAAUCAUCAGGUGCCACCACCAAGCCACUUCCUGUUGUAAAAGAGGGUAAUCCAGAACUUGUUCUACCUCCAGAUAUUAUUUCAAAAGCUUUUGGGGGAGAAGUAGUUGUAUUAAAGGGCUCUCAGGAGAAUGUAAACUUACCAGAACAGGCAGAGACUCAGGUACAGGAGGCUGAAAGUGUGACAAAGGCUGUGGAACAUGCAAAGGUUUUAGAAAACGUCAAGGCAAGUAUGGAAAAAGUACAGGAGCAGGCAAUGCUGGUGGCAAAGGCACAAGCAAAAGCACGAGAGCUUGCAGUUAUUGCAAAAGAACAAGAGCUUGCAAGACUGCCAAAGAUGCACGAACAACCUCACAUGUUUGAGCGUCCACAUCGUCGCCCUCCUCUUCUCCCACUGCCACCACGACCACCAGUAUCAUUACUGCCACCACGACGAUCACCGCUGCUAUUCCCACCUCCACCCCUGCUACCACCAAAGCAGACACCACUUAUUCUGGCAGAUGACAUGGCUCCAGGUGUAUCUGAGGAUGAUAAAAACAUACUGGCAAUGCCCAUGUGCCCACGUCCUUUACCUCCACCAACUAUUUUCAAAGACCAUGUUAAAAAAAUGGAGAAAAAGAACACUUGCCUGGCUGCAGGCAAUGCUAAAGAUCUUUAUGACAUUUUCUACAACAACAGUGGAAGAAGUCCAGCUGAUAAUAAGCUUGCAAGUUCUGUAGCUUCAGAUAAAGGAAAAUUAAGUCCUGUUGAGAAAGAGAGAAGUACAGAAAUGCUAACAGACUCUAAACCAAAUAUCCAUUCUUCCAUACAAGAAACUCUGCAGAAUGUAGACAAUUCUUCAGAUGUUAGCAAAAUCCCUGUAUACGAGGGAACCCCAGAAAAUGAAGCAGUGAAAUCUGAGAAGGUUUGGGCAGCUUCUAAAGAAAACAUUGAAACUGAAACUUAUGUUGAGGAGGAAUCACAGAACAUCUUGUCUGAUUCACAAAUUACAUCAACAUACAUAGAAACAGCAAAAUCUAAUGUUCUUCAAUCAAGUCCAUCUCUUUCCCUUCAGAAUAAGCAAGAAAUAAGAACCAUUGCUUCAGCAGAACGAAGCAAGGAAUCAUUAGAGUUUACAAGAGCAGAAUUAGCCAUACAGAUACUGAAUACGAGUUUUCUUCCUGCUGAUAAAGUUAAUAAGAAACCUGCAGAAUUUGAGUCUGCAGAGCUAGCCAUGCAGUUGUCAGAAGACAAAGCUCCUCUGGAAGAAGUUAACAAGAAUGCAUCAGAGCUUCAUACUGCUGCGGUUAUAUCUUCUGAUAAUGAACUAGCCAUUUUGUCAUCCGAAGAGAAAGCUCUUUCUUUGCAAGAUGUUAGCAAGAAACUUCUAGAGUUUAAGACUGCAGAAUUUGCCAUGGCAUUUCAAGAAAGCAGUACUCCUCCUCUUGUAGAAGAAGUUAGUAAGAAUUUGUCAGAACUUCAGACAGCGUUCUUUAUAUCUUCUGAUGAGUUAGUCUCCAUUUCAUCUGAAGGUAAAGCUCUUUCUUUGCAAGAUGUUUGCAAGAAACCUGCAGAGCUCGAGUCUGUAGAGUCUACCGUGGCCCUUCCAGAAAGCAGUACUACUCCUCUUCUAGAAGGAGUUAGCAAGAAUUCAUCAGAGCUUCAGACAUCAGUGUUUAUAUCUUCUGAUAAUGAAUUAGGUGUGGUGCCAUCUGAAGGCAAAGGUCUUUCUUUGCAAGAUGUUAGCAAGAAACCCAUAGAGACUGAGACUGUAGAGUCCACCAUGGCAUUUCCAGAAAGUAGUACUCCUCCUCAUCUGGAAGAAGUUACCAAGGAUUCAUCAGAGCUUCAGACAUCAGUGUUUAUACCUUCUGAUAAUGAAUUAGGUGUGGUGCCAUCUGAAGGCAAAGCUCUUUCUUUGCAAGAUGUUAGCAAGAAACCCAUAGAGACUGAGACUGUAGAGUCCACCAUGGCAUUUCCAGAAAGUAGUACUCCUCCUCAUCUGGAAGAAGUUACCAAGGAUUCAUCAGAGCUUCAGACAUCAGUGUUUAUGCCUUCUGAUAAUGAAUUAGCUGUGGUGCCAUCCAAAGGUAAAGCUCUUUCUUUGCAAGAUGUUAUCAAUAAACCCAUAGAGACUGAGACUGUAGAGUCCACCAUGGCAUUUCCAGAAAGAAGUACUCCUCCUCAUUUGGAAGAAGUUACCAAGGAUUCAUCAGAGCUUCAGACAUCAGUGUUUAUACCUUCUGAUAAUGAAUUAGCUGUGGUGCCAUCCGAAGGUAAAGCACUUUCUUUGCAAGAUGUUAGCAAGAAACCCAUAGGGACUGAGACUUUAGAGUCCACCAUGGCAUUUCCAGAAAGUAGUACUCCUCCUCAUCUGGAAGAAGUUACCAAGGAUUCAUCAGAGCUUCAGACAUCAGUGUUUAUAUCUUCUGAUAAUGAAUUAGCUGUGGUGCCAUCCGAAGGUAAAGCUCUUUCUUUGCAAGAUGUUAGCAAGAAAUCCAUAGAGACUGAGAAUGCAGAGUCCACCAUGGUAAUUUCAGAAAACAAUAUUCCUCCUCUUUUGGAAGAAGUUAGCAAGAAUUCAUCAGAGCUUGAUAAUAAAGUAAUUGCUCCAUUGUCGGAAGAUAAAGCUUUUAUUUUGCAGGAUGUGGGCAAGAAACCUACUGAGUUUGAGACUGCAGAAUUAGCCAUGACAUUGCCAAAAAGAAGUGUUCCUCUUUCGGAAGUAAUAAGUAAGAAUGUCCCAGAGCUUCAGACAGCAGAGUUAAUAUUUGCUGACAGUAAGAAAUUAAUUACACAGUUGUCAGAAGACAGUCUUCCUCUUUUAGAGCGUGUUAGCAAGAAGCCAUUGGGAUUUGAAGACACAGAAGUAGCUAUGCAGUUGCCAGAAAAGAAUGCUGCUCCUUUAGAAGAAGGUACCAACAAUACAUCACAACUUGAGACAGUAGCAUUUAAAACUCUUGAUAAUAAAGAGUUAGUUACACCAUUGCCAGAAAAUAACUAUAGUAAAGGAACUCAAGCAGUGAUAGAUGUUGGGGUUACACAUGGUGAGGACAUCAAUCAGAAGCCACAAGAUCUGCAGAAAAUGGAGGUUCAGUAUGAGAUUGAGAAUGAUUUGGAGAUGGAAAUGGAUGUGUCCAUUUUAGGUGAGAGAGAUAUAGAAAAGGAACAUGUGAAACUAGCAGCAUGUCCAUCUGACAUUAGUCAGGGAGAUCCAGAGUCUCAGUUACUAGAAAUGCAAGUUGAAACCCACAAGGGAAAGGGAUUUGUUCUAACAGAAGAGAAUCAAAUGAAUGACAGUUCUAAACUGACAGUUUCUGCUUGGGUUUCAGACGUGCGCGUUCAGAGUCAGCUGGUUUUGGUGCCAAUAAACACAUCAAAAAUGAAUGAAGAAAGUCCUCAAAUAGCAGAGACAGGUCAGGAUAGUUCUAAAGAAUCAUUAGUGGAUCUUCAACUAGGAAAUGUGGGAUUUGACAGGCUUGAGUCAGCAUUCAGUGAAGAAAUUUCACAAGCUUCAGUGGCCCAGAGCAUGGAUCCAGAAUUGAAAACUUUAAAUAAAGGUGAAUCCGACUCUUUCCAUACUGACAGUAAAGAAGAGGGGUUGUUGGCUAACGUGCAACAAAAAGCUGGAGAGGAUUCUGAUGUAGUCCAUGUUCCUGAAUCAGGAGAGAUGCCAGUUGAUUGUCUUGUUAAUGUAACAAUGACAAGCUGCAUACAAGAGAAACAUGAAGAAACUAGCCAGCAGUCAUUGAGUUGUGGAACUAAGGAUCUCCAUAUACAGGGAGCUGAUGAUCUGGGCAGCAUCUCUUCUUCAAAUGAUGUAGAACUUAGUUCUGAGGUAGAAUUGAUAUUUGUAAAAGAUGGUACACAAGGGCCUUCUGAACCUACUAUGGAAUUCAGUGAGGAGAGAGGUUCCAUGGAAAAAGUAAACUUUACCAGAGUGCAGCCAGUGACUGUCCAAGAGCCAUUAGAUGUUCUCCCAGCAGAAUUCAGUGUCGAAAGUCUGGGAGAGGAAACCCUUUCUUUUACAGGAAUGAACACAGAGGUCUUAAAUACCUCAGUAGCUGGUGACUUUGAAUUGCACACAACUUACUCAGAACUUAGUUUUGAUCAAUCUGCAACCCUUAGUCUGAAUUUAAAUGUGGAAAAUGAUAGAGAUGUUCCAAAAUCUAAUGACAUAAAGCCUACUGAUCCUUCCAGACUGAAGGCACGUCUGGAAUUAGAAACCAUUGAUUUUAGCUUGAGAGAUAUUGAUGUGGACCGUGAACAUCUGGGUAUCUUACCACCUGAAAUUCUAAAUGAGGAUUCUGUAGAGAGCCCCAAGUUAGAGACUAUUGCACCAGUUUGUUUAGAGGCCAGCAAAACUAUUGAGUUGGGCAUUAAUCAUCCAGGGGUUGAAUCAGAAGUGAUUGAUUUUGCUGCAUUAACCUCUGCUGAACAAGAUGAUAAACUUCAUCCUUUGGUUUCUGAUGUAGCUGACCCACACAUCAUAUCUCCUGCAGCAAACGAUGGCAGUGGAGAAACAGACAUGCCACUCUUCAAAAUGCAGUACAUGCCACCAAUUUCUGAGACUCUUCUAAAAACAGAUAGUAAAGGUAACACUUCUGAUAUGCUAUCACUGAGUUGUGGUGGCAAAAGCUUACAAAGCCAUGCAGCUGUGUGUGUGGUACCCUUUCUUCCAGAUCCAAAGGAAACAUCUCUAGAAGUGGGGGGCUCAGGUGACAGUGAACUGUGUGUGGUCAAGAAUGAGAUACAGAUACAUGCAAGGGAGUUAAUAAAGAUGGAGGACGUAGAAAGUAACGAUGGUAGAUGUGAAGUUAACAGGAAGUUGGCUUCAGAAGUAACUGAAAACUCUGCAGAGGAUCUGGUAAGUUCAGGCGAAAUUUAAUCCCAAACCUUGAGUAGUUGUUGCUUGAAUUUUGUAAACGCUGUUUUAAUAUGUUGGACAUUCUGCACCUCGUAGUAGAUAAUAGCUAAAGCUUAAACUUUUUUGCCUCAAUAAGUAGAUCAUAUACUGUAUGUACUAGAUUGUAUAAAAUGUUUUCUUGUCAAUCUUUGACUGUUUAGUUUCUAUUUCUUGCCACUAAAAUUGAAUUUCACAUUUAUAUGUGUGUUUAGUCUCUAGUUCAUUUGGGGUCUGCUUGCUUUUUUACUAUUUUUGUUUGCACUUUUUUGACUUUUAAUGAUUUCUGAUUUACACAGCUUCUGUAAGUAACAUUCCAGUGCAACGCUGACAAGCGCAAGGACAGCUGUUCAGCAUUUGAGGAAAGUGGAGACUCUUGCUGAUACCUUUAAGCUGAAAGUUUGUUUGAAAUGUUAUGCAUGUUUUGUUGCACAAAAUGUAUGAAGAGAUUGUUCUACAUUUUUCAUGUCCUUUGACUUGUAAUUACAUUGUCAAUUGUUCUUGUAAUCAAGACUGUAAUGCUUUAUUGUAUAAAACCCUCUGUGGAUGCCAUCUCACUGAACAAAGGAGAAAAAAUACUGCCAUCUUUUGGAGAAGAAAACUCUUUGGUAAGGUUGUGGCCUGACACCUGGACUCUGAAUAUUGAGGUCACUUAUAUGAUUUGAAAUCACAUUUGCUUUCAUUGUAUCGUAUACAGUAACUUUUUGUGUUAAAUCAUUUAGCAGUUCCCAACUCUGAAGAAGUAGAAGAACUGAACUUUGGAUUCACUUCAUGUACCAGACAUAACAUGCCUGAAUGAUCCCCUGAGCCACAAAAUACUGUUGUGUGAAGGUUUCCACUUAUACAGCUUAUCAAGAGAAAUGUAGUAAAUGUUUGCUUGGAUAAAUGAAAGGGUUUUUAUCUGUAAAUCUAAAAAUAAACCUAUGAUGAUCAAAGCUAUCUAAUUUUUUCCUGUGUUUUUCAAACAACUCUGUAAUCAGUUUUCUUAAGGUGAAGAAAAAAUGGAAACCAAUGGUGAAAUUGCCAUCCAGUUAACUUCCUGUAAAAUGAUUUUGGUUGGAGUAACCAAGCUUUGAGUUAUGUAGCAUUAAGAGAAAUGUUGGAAAUGUGACACUUAAAUAUUGAGUGUGUUAAAAAUAGGGAAUUUGUGUUCCUUUCUUAAGAUUUCUGAUUUCCAUUGAGUUUAAGUUCCUAGGGUCUUUGAAGGUAAUUAAAUGCAUUGAGAGUACAAGGUGAAAUCUGUAUGGGAGAAGAGUUUUUUGUCUGCUUAAAAUGAAAUAUAUCCAUCAACUAAGCAUAAACUUCAUGCAUCUGAAGAACUGCCCAUAAAACUGUAUGCCAGAAUAAACCUGUUAAUCUAAAUUUCCACAAAUUUCAAUUAAAACAAGUGACACAACCUGACUCAUGUGCAAAUGCACCAAACAGUUUUUGGUGACAGAUACAAACUGUGCAUAUCACAAAUAAUUCAGCAUGAUGCUUCUGGUUUUAGUGGUACCAGCUACCCUACCAGUUAACUAUAAAAGGCAGAGGUAUGACGGGGUUUCAUUUGCCUAUAUGGCUUCCAGAUCUUGUUUGCCACCACCCAGUUAGUUUUGUUGAUACAAAUAUGUAUUGUUCAUACUUGCUGGGAGCUUUAUAUAGUUGAUUUGCACCUGGCAGACAGCAUCAAACAAUACAUAUCCAUUUAUUAAUCACCAGAUGCCGCUCUGUACACGGGUACAAAUCACUUGUCUUGCAGCCAUAUACAUCCAUGCUUGCUGUUUUUAUUGAAGAACGGAGUUUAGUAAAUGCUCCCUUUCAUCAGUACUUCCAGUAAAAUUUAAAAAUCACUGCAUUCUUUUUUAUCCCGCCUUGUCUCUGUGGAGUUUUGUGGUAAAGUAUAUGGUCUCUUCCUUCUCCCUCUAUCCUUACAGUAGCCUGGGGACAGAGAGAAAUAUGGGUUAGCAUUCCUGCUUCAAACAACAUGCUUUGAAACAGUAGAGGAGAAAGCCCAUUACUACUAAUGUUUACAAUACACCCAAGGCAUGUGAAGUUUUUUAUGUGCUUUAUUUUAUAUCGAAAGAAAAAUGGUUAACUGAGUUCAGAUUGGCCUUUGUGAGAAUCUAGAAGAAAAAAUGCUGUACGAAACUGCAUUUGUAUUUUUGCAUGCAUUUUUAUUUUUAUAAUUAGAAGUCUGGGUGUAACUGAAUAAACUGAUGGGUAAAUUCUGAGGUAUGUAAUUUGUAUUAACUGACCUUGGGAAUUUGUUCUGAAUGAGAAAACAGCUUCUUAGUAACAGCAAGAACAAAACAAGUGGGUAUUUAUGCCUGAUUGGUUAAGUAUGAUUUUGCAAACGACCUGAUUUGGAUUUCUGAGCUUUGCUAAUUUGCAAAUACAGUUUCUUCAUAAAAUUGUUUAGGCUUUAAGAUUGGUUUAGCUUUUUUGAUCUGUUGUACUGCUAUAUGCUUUGAAGCAGUUAUCUAGCUAUGCUAUUCAAGAUCAUAUUAAACUAAACUUACAUGAUGAAACAAAUUGGCAAAUCCCUCAUUUAUAUAUUCUGGUUAGAUGAACACUGAGUUGGCAUCUCCAGAGAACACUGCAACAACCAACUUGUUGAAGGAGUGAAAGUACUGUCAAGAACGUAGUCAAAACCUUUUUUUGUGGGGGGGGGGGGUUGGUAUUGAGGACCAGGGCUCUGGUUUGUUUGUUUUUCAUGGGUAUAUUUUCAUGAAUGGAAGAUAUCUUAAAAGUCUUUGAAAUUAAAACUUCUCCACUGAGAUGCAGCUGUCCUGUGUACUCCAGCCCCCAAACAAAUGCAUUUGCAUAGGCUGAAUUGAAAGAGCAAACAUUGUAAGGUAGUACGUAGAUGUUGUAUACGUAGUUAAAGCAUGCUCUUUGGUGGCUGAAUGCUGAAGAAAUUUUUUAUUCUACCUUUCUCUGCCCAGCUAAAGAGUCAAACCUUGUAUGAAAAAUGAUUUUAUUUCUUCAGUAGUCAAAAGGGCUGUUCUGAAGAUGUCAACCCCCCUGGCUCCCGAGUUGUCAUCUCAUAAGACACUUGAAAGGGUACUGCUGUACAGUCAACUCUGAACUAUAAUGGACAAAUACAUCUAGAAAGUGCUUUACAGAAACACUGCAAAGUGAAAAAUAUUCAGCACAAGAAUUGAAAUUUACUUUUUGAUUCUCAUAAUAAAAGAAUUGUAUGUACUGGUAUGUUGCUAAACUGUCAACUUUGGAAAUUUGCUUUCGUUGUCCGACAUGCAUCUUCUUGAAAAGGAGUUUUAAAGGCCUGAAAAUCCCUGCAGGAGGAUUAUCUCCUCUCUCUCCAGCAGAAGGCACUGUCAUUUAUCAUGUGGAUGAACAAAUUGUGUGUUGGUAGCCCUUAAGGAGGGCUGCAUUCAGAAAUCAAGCUUACAUGCCACAUAGGAGCUACUUCUAGGAACUGCAUCUAUGCUGUAUAAAUAUACCCUUUAUUUGUGAGUUUGCAGAGGUCUGGGAUAAGUGAUUAACACCUGUAAAAAUACAAUUUGUUCUUUUAAAUCAGUUUGAGCAUUUGAUUGUCUUGUGCUUUCAGUGAAAGUAGUCCACCAAAAAGCAUAAGGUAAGGAAAAGGACCAGCUGAGAUCCUAAGGGUUACUUUUAAAAGUUUGGUCUCCCUGGAAUAUUUCAAAUUGCUUUUGUAAUUUCUGUUAGUUUCAAAAGCUAGGAGCAGCUGAGAUUAUGAAGUAUAAAGUUUACUUUCUGGGCUCAUGGAAGUAAGUUUCUGGGUCAAGUUCUUUCCUGACAAAGUGUAGGAAAGUGAGUUUUGAGAGGACAACGGUAAACCAUGAAGUAUGUCAAAAUGUGUAGACUCAAAUAAUUAAUGGAAGAAUUGAGCUUUCUCUGUCAUUUGGCUUGGCUAGAUUAUUUUGCUUGCUACAAUAAAGCAGUGGCAGGGCCUUCUCAUGGGGCAGAAAAUGAAUACUGUUUACUGGGGCCCACAGGUACCUCGUCCAGGGUGCAAUCUACAUUGUCAUGGGGGGAAAUUUAGGAUAAACUGUAGGUCAUGCCUGACUAUACAAACUUAUUUCCUUGUAUCUAUGUAUCUGUUGUCCAGAUCUUGAGAGGAUAUGCUGGAACCAAUCAGAAGCGUGUUAGAGUAGUAGUCUUAAAAACAACAUACUGAACUGCUGGGCCUUCUGGGUCUGUCAUAUCAAUAACUACCAGUCCCAGAAUUCCUUUUGCACAGGCAGGAGUUAGGGACAACAAGUGGGAAGGGCAAAUCAAAAUAUAAGAAAGCGGGAGCAAGUACAGCUACAGCUUCUGAUAGGAUUUGCAAGCCCCAAAUAUUUUCAAGUGUCUUAAUUCACACACACUCCCUGCUGCCAUGUCUCGUGGUAGCCGUAAAUACAAAUCAGGCAGCCAGAAACAAGGGGAAAGAAGUUAAAGGCAACCAAUCUAUGUUCAGCAUUUCAAAUCAGACGCGGUCUUUCUCCAGUAAGACAAUACAGUGGUUGGGGAAGCAGAAGAUGAAAAUGAUAUCAAUGCAAAAACAGCCUGUGGCAAUGAAUUUUCAGUGAAGUGUGUAUAUAGCCAUACAAAUUAUUUGCACAAUGCUAGUAACUAUGGAAAAAGCUGAAAGAGGUUUCAGCAAGCUAGUACUUUCCAAAAACUGCAAGUGUUCUACAAUGCAGCAAGAGCCCUCCCAGCCAGCAGACAAUGGCUGCUGGGGCUGAGGGUUGUUUUCUGCCCUGGAAAGGGAAAGCAGCUGCCCUGUUUUCUGGGCAUCCUGGUUCUCAACAUAGGGGGCGGGGCUUAGCAUCUUAUAAGGCGGCUCCGACUCUCAUGCUGGCAGUUGAUUCCUCAUGCUUAGCCAGGGAGGAGUAAUCAGAGGUGUCUCCCUUUCCUCAGCCAAGUAACGAGACUCAAGAGAUGGACUGCAGCCCACACCAGUGGUGGCAGCUUUGGCAGUGGUUUUGGUCAGCAGUAGCAGUUGCUGUGCAGCAGCAUUCGCUGUGCAGCAGCAUUCGCUGUGCAGCAGCAUUUGCAGCACUGUGGUGCCAACUUGGGGUGUUAUGCCCGGGCCUGUCGGCCGGGAGCAGCACCUUCCAUAUGCCUCCCAUACUGGGGCAGGUAGAUUUUGGGGCCUAGCAGCAGUGAGCGGUAGAAGCUUGCGAUGGUGGCCUGUGCCGGCUAAUGCUGAGGCAGGCAAAGCCCCGCUCACAUAAAAAGGGCCCGCACCAGUAUGGCUUUCAGGCCUGACCACAGGAGGAGGGACUACAUCCUGAUUUUCAUUGGCCUCUAGUCCUGGAGGAAGGGGUUUGCCCUUCGUAUUGUUAGCUCCCGGCCUUGCCAGGGUAAGAGGCUUUGGCUCUACAACGUGGCCAGGUGAGGCAGAGGGUUUGGCCUAAUUCCUCCCGCCCUAACCCCCCUUUGCCCCAAAUUUGUGUUUUGUUACCUCUAAUUUAUCCAGUGAUCAUUUUAGGUGCAGUAGUUUGGUUGCCAUUUUAGGUCCAGUCCUCUCUUUUAACCAUGCAUCUAGGAAAGGUAGUGGACUUCUAAAGGCAAACAGCCUGCCAAAAGGCCUACUUCCAAGAGGACCCAGCCUACCUUGUCUUCCUCUGAUGAUGAUAAGGCCACUCUAGGCAGGCAGGAAAUACUAGAUCGCCUGGUUAUGUGGGGCAAGCUAGAGGUGCACUGGCAGCCCCAAUGGGUGCAGCUAAGAGACAGAGGUCAGCUAGGCUGGCCUCCAAUUCAGUUUUCCAAAGGGAGGUGCUAACUCAUCUUUCUGUCCUUGAGGGAACAUCUGGUGCUGCCGGUGGUGAAGGGAGCAGAAUCCAGGUGGUAGUGGGCACACCGGCGAAGGUUAACACAAUGGUGACCAACC
Eublepharis macularius is the source of this 14977-nucleotide messenger RNA. RefSeq names its product zinc finger protein 318 (gene ZNF318). The record is from RefSeq and is a predicted model, not a curated record. NCBI's taxonomy places the organism in Eukaryota, Metazoa, Chordata, Lepidosauria, Squamata, Eublepharidae. Gene Ontology annotation, cellular component: nucleoplasm. The coding region runs from base 253 to 9120 and encodes 2955 amino acids. Gene Ontology annotation, biological process: positive regulation of DNA-templated transcription; negative regulation of DNA-templated transcription. Gene Ontology annotation, molecular function: nucleic acid binding; zinc ion binding. The transcript has 10 exons.